AUGUCUUCUCCAUUCCCACAAACCGUCGACAAAGUCAAGGGCCUCAAGAUUUUGGGUCCCCUCCCUGAAGGAGCCAAACACAUCUUCAAUGUUGAAGCUUUGGCUUUCGUUGCUACUUUGCACCGUUCGUUCAAUGCCCGUAGAAAGGAAUUGUUAGCCAACAGAAAGGAAGCCCAGAGGUUGAGAGACUCCGGUAAGUUGCCUGACUUUUUGCCAGAAACUGCCUACAUCAGAGAUGAUGCCACCUGGACCGGACCUCCAUUGGCCAAGGGCUUGCAGGACAGAAGAGUUGAAAUCACCGGUCCUACUGACAGAAAGAUGGUGAUCAAUGCCUUGAACUCCAACGUUGCUACUUACAUGGCAGAUUUCGAAGACUCGUUGACUCCAGCUUGGAACAACUUGGUCGAAGGUCAGGUUAACUUGUACGACGGUGUCAGAAGAAACUUGACUUUUGAAACCAACGGCAAGAAGUACGCCUUGAACCUUGACCCCAAGAGACACAUCCCAACCUUGAUUGUCAGACCCAGAGGCUGGCACUUGGAAGAAAAGCAUGUCACUGUGGACGGCGAGCCAGUUUCGGGUGGUAUUUUUGACUUUGCCAUCUACUUCUACAACAACGCUGUUGAAUCCUUGAAGCAGGGCUUUGGACCAUACUUCUACUUGCCAAAGAUGGAACACCACUUGGAAGCCAAGUUGUGGAAUGACAUCUUCAACUACUCCCAGGACUACAUUGGUAUUCCAAGAGGUACCAUCAGAGCCUCCGUUUUGAUUGAGACUUUGCCAGCUGCCUUCCAGAUGGACGAAAUCAUCUACCAAUUAAGACAGCACAUUGCCGGCUUGAACUGUGGUAGAUGGGACUACAUCUUCUCAUACAUCAAGUCAUUGAGAAACCACCCUGAAUUCAUCUUGCCAGACAGAUCCCAAGUGACUAUGGCUGCUCCAUUUAUGUCAUCUUACGUAAAGUUGUUGGUGCACACAUGUCAUAAGAGACAAGUACAUGCCUUAGGUGGUAUGGCUGCGCAGAUUCCAAUCAAGGACGAUCCAGAAAGAAACAGAUUGGCUUUGGAAAACGUUGCCAGAGACAAGUUGAGAGAAGUGACCACUGGUUGCGACUCCUGUUGGGUUGCUCACCCAGCCUUGGUUCCUGUCGUGUUGAAGGUCUUCAACGAGCACAUGAAGGGUCCUAACCAGAUCAAUGUUCCACCAAAGACUCCAUACAAGCCUGUUACUGCAAGAGACUUGUUGUCGCCAUUUGUUCCAGGUGCCAAGAUCACCGAACAGGGUAUCAGAGCCAACAUCAUCAUUGGUCUCUCGUACAUUGAAGCCUGGUUAAGAAACGUCGGCUGUGUUCCUAUCAACUACUUGAUGGAAGAUGCUGCCACUGCAGAAGUGUCUAGAACUCAAAUUUGGCAAUGGGUUACCCACGGUGCUACUACAGACACCGGAGUCACCGUCACCAAGCCUUAUGUGCAAAAGUUGUUGAAGGAAGAAUACACCAAGUUGGCCCAGGCUGCCAAGCCAGGCAACAAGUUCAAGCCAGCUUUGGCCUACUUUGCCCCAGAAGCUUCUGCUGACAGGUACUCUGAUUUCCUUACGACUUUGAUCUACGACGACGUCACCACCAUCGGCAGAGCCUUGCCAGGUGAAAAAUUGUAG
Messenger RNA from Scheffersomyces stipitis CBS 6054, 1656 nucleotides. It is a transcript of the gene MLS1, whose product is annotated as malate synthase. The record is from RefSeq and is a predicted model, not a curated record. Bases 1 to 1656 code for a protein of 551 amino acids. The transcript has a single exon. Gene Ontology annotation, biological process: glyoxylate cycle. Lineage: Eukaryota; Fungi; Ascomycota; Pichiomycetes; Serinales; Debaryomycetaceae. Gene Ontology annotation, cellular component: peroxisomal matrix; cytoplasm. Gene Ontology annotation, molecular function: malate synthase activity.